Paramuricea clavata is the source of this 2508-nucleotide messenger RNA. Lineage: Eukaryota; Metazoa; Cnidaria; Anthozoa; Malacalcyonacea; Plexauridae. The record is from the annotation of a GenBank genome assembly.
AUGUCACAAUGUCGGACCAUAAGUCAUCGCAUUGCAAGUUACAAUAAUAUACGUAAACGAACUAGUAAACCAUGCAACCUGGUAAAUGUCCCUGUAACUACUAGUAACCUGGAAAAUCACGGAGACUACUGCGCUGUUCCAUCUCUCUUUGUUACCAAUUUGAAAAACAGAAAAACAGUCCAUGCGUAUAAUAAUUUAAUCCCACUACAGGCUAGUGAGAACCACACUAGCAGAAAUACGUGUAGUACCCCAUUAACCCCAAGCGAUCAGAUAUCAGUUCCCUCUAGUCUCAACAUUGUUCACUUAAACAUUCGCUCGUUAAGAAAUAUCGUUCACCUUACUGAGGUCAAGGAACUAGUAAAGUUAAAUAAUAUCGAUGUCCUCACCAUUUCCGAAUCGUGGUUAAAUUCCUCAGUAACGAACCGUGAGAUUGCAAUCGACGAUUAUAAGAUCCACAGACUUGACCGGUUACACAAGAAAGGUGGAGGUGUCUGUGCUUAUAUCAAGAAGAAUAUUAAAGCAACUGUCUUAAAAGAUUUAUCGAAGGUGUCAGUCUCUAACUUUCAUCAACUAUGGAUAAAUCUACAAUGCCAAAAAAACAAAUCAAUAAUAAUUUGUGUAACCUACCGACCACCUGACACUUCUCUAAAUUGUUUCGAAGAUUUACUUAAGCCAAAUUAUGUUCAGGCUUUAACUUUGAAUAAACAGAUUUUAGUGCUCGGUGACUUAAAUUGUAACAUGCUAGAAAACGGCCAAGAGCGGAGAGCGCUAACAAAUUUUUCUACAGAAUUAAAUCUCACACAGAUUAUUAAAACUCCAACUAGAAUCACGGCGACGUCCCAAACGCUUAUUGAUGUUAUUCUAGUCUCAUCCACAGCACUUGUUCUUGAGAAUGGUGUUAUUAACACUUCUAUCAGUGACCACUUACCAGUGUACGUCCUACUAAAGUUAAAGGCCCCAAAGAUGCCAGCAUGUUACAUUACAACUAGGAGUUAUAAAAACUAUAAUCCCUCACUUUUUUCCUCUGACCUUGUCACUAAAUCGGAUCGUCUGUUAUCCAUAUUAUCCAACACCAACGUUAAUACAAUACUCGAAACCUUCAAAGAUGUUCUUCACUCAACUCUCGACGUGCAUGCACCGUUAAAAACCUUCAAAAUUCGAAAUCGAUCAUGUCCAUAUGUCACCAAUGAAAUAAAAGAACUCAUGAAGUCUCGGGACCUACACCUCCGUCGGUUUCAACUGACACGUCAUGAGGAAGGUGAUUGGGUAGUUUACAAAGAAUAUCGUAAUAACGUAAAAACCGAAAUUAAAGCCGCAGCGAAGGACCACACCUUCAACGAAGUAAGAGAACAUAAACACAAUUCGAGAUCCCUAUGGAAAAUAAUUAAUAAUAUAAUUCCUUCGAAGGAAAAGGAAACACAAGUUUAUAGCAAAGAUCCAAAAACAGUUGCAGAAGACUUCAACCUUUUUUUUACUUCUGUGGGACGGAACGCUGCUGCGACAGCCGAAAUUUUAGCCAAAGACAACAAUGUUGCACUGUCAAAUCCUCUGUCAAAUGUAAUCACUUAUCCAUCUGAUCAACUGUUCAAUUUACAAUCCGUUACUUGUACAGAGGUUCAACGCAUUAUCAUGGCUAUGCCAAUUAAUAAGUCACUAGGACCAGAUAAAAUAGGCAUGCGUGUCAUCAAAGACUGUCUUCCAAUCAUACUGGGUCCUCUUACGCAUAUGAUAAAUUGCUCUCUAAUGACAAGCACAUUCCCUGACCUAUGGAAGAUUUCUGAAGUUAUACCCCUACUAAAAGAAGGAGACCACGAGAUAGCCUCAAACAAUCGGCCUCUCUCACUACUCGAGGUAGUUUCAAAAGUUUGUGAAAAAGUUGUUCUAAAUCAAUUUAGCUCCUACCUCAAAGAAUUUAAUCGCAUAUCGUCACAUCAAAGCGGGAAUAGGAGUCUUCACUCCACCGAAACCUUAAACAUAUUUGUUACCGAUACGAUGUUGGAAGCCAUAGACAACAAAAAUCUAACGGCACUAAUUUUAUUGGAUUUAUCCAAGGCAUUUGACAGUGUCAGUCAUUCGAUUUUAUUACACAAAUUGAGUUGUAUCGGUGCUUCACCCGAAGCUGUUAAAUGGUUCCAAGACUAUUUAACAGGCAGAUCCCAAUACGUGCGCAUUGGAUCCACCAAGUCAUCAGCUCGCCCAAUAACCCAUGGCGUUCCACAAGGUGCAAUACUAUCACCACUUCUGUUUUGCAUCUAUAUUAAUGAUCUGCCAGGGAGCAUACAAUCGUGUAACCUUGAUUCAUACGUAGACGACUCAAAGCUUUACAAAUCAUUCUGCAUCUACGACUUGGAACAGACAACUAUCAAUUUAGAGGCAGAUCUACAAAUAGCAGCCAAGUGGUGUUUGGAGCACCAAUUACUGAUCAAUCCAGAAAAAACUAAAUUCCUUGUAGUCGGUUCAAGACCCAUGCUGCAGAACGUACCUACAGAAAUAUCGCUAACAUUUUAG